AACAGGUUUUGUAUUCCCCUUCUUGAAAAUGUGACGUCACCGCGGGAUCGGUAUGAUAGGCAAUGCGGUUGGAGAGUGAACGGAGAAGGCGAGCCACCCACGCGGCGGACCGAGAGAGCUAAAUCGAACGCUUUGCGGUUUCUCGAAGCGCGUAACGGCGGUCGUACGAAGAAUUCAUGUCGUUUUGUUAUCCAGCUGGAGAUUACGCAUCGAUGGUGGGCACGGAUCCAGGACAAGAGUAGGUUCUAACUACCUGCCCACGCAAAGAACUACCGCGAAAAGAAAACGCUUUGCAGACGACGCUGGCUUCGUCGCGGAUGCAUUUAUGUUCAAACGUAAGCAGUGCGUCGUCGCGGGUCAACGGACCUUUCGAAACUUUGGCACAACCUCCUAAAUGGGAAGAAUUAUUAGUGCCGUAUUUCCGAAAGAGUGAGAUAGCAUUCGAUGACCCAUGCGAUGACCUGCAUAAUCGUUCGCCAAAUGACAGGUUCAGCAACUUUCUUGCGUGAAAUUUACAUAUGCGUAAUCUAUCGCACGCAGAUUCGCUAACCUGAGAUCGUAAACAAAAUUUUCUCUCCCCCUUCCAUCGCGAGUCUAGUCUGUCUGCUCUAAAUCCGGAGCUUGUUGCCUUCCCAAAUGAACUCAGUUAAGGGACCAUUCAUACUCAGGUCUCGCCAAACUCGACUUCGAUAGGACUCGACUUGCUAUUAAUGAGAGAGUCGCGAUAUGCAUGAUGCUAAAAUCAUUUUUUAUAAUAGCUCUUACGUGUAUAUUUAUACGUUGUUUCAACAUGCAUAAUGCGAAAUCGUUCGCAAGGUUCAACUCGCGGCAACGAGAGCAUACGUGCGAUCGAAGUCUCGUAAUGAAAUAAGGCGUAAUCAAAUUGUACUGUGGUAAUUACAAAACCGGCACCUGAUAUUGAGGAGCACGGCCUGAUCAUAAAACGGGAGCCUUGAAAAGACGAGUUAUACGAUAUGCUCGGCGCAUAAUGAUUCAUAGCCGAUUGAAAUGAUGUAACCGUUGCCUAUGUGCCGCGGUGGUAAAUAUGUACUGCUACAGAAAAACGUGUCGAUCCUUUGAUUCCAUUUAGGAAAUACACUUCCCGUAGAACCAAAUACGGCGACAGACUGUCGUCGUUCUCCGUUCUGCGUCAUUAUUAUUCAAACGGCUGGAACGCGUUUAACGACGAAAAAUGUCCGUAAGAUAAGAUACAUAAGACGUCAGAGACCGCUUAUCAUAAGGAUGACGUGUAAAAAUCUAAAAACGCCGCAAGGUAUUCUAAAAAUGCACGACUAUAUCGAGUUUAAUUAGUUCGAAAUCCAAGGGCGUCAGUUAUAAUAAUUACACACAUUCGAAUUAAUGUUUUAAUCAUGCAUCCAUGAAGAUGAUUAUUAUUUGCACCCUUUGCAUAAUUUUAUUGUAAUCUAAGAAUAGUUGAUGCAGCAAUUAAAAUGCUUGUAGGUAACAAAUUCUGAUAAUAUUGACAUUCAUCACUGUGUGAUUAAAAUUUUCCAUUUCUGUGGAAUAUACCGCCGCUAUCGCGUCGAUUCUUAGUAAGUGCUGCUGCUAAAUGAUGUUCUCAGAAACAAUUGACAGCGUUGGCUCGGUCGAUAGUCAGGAAACAUUCGAUCGACGCGGUUUGGCGGCAGCACUGGUAUGAGAAACACGAAAAUCCCGGGCGUGAGCAUUCUCGUUGCCUCUCUGCCGCGGUGAAGCAAGAGGGGAGGUCAAAGACGCAGCAUGGUGGCGCGACGGGACGGGGUUAGUUCAUUCGAAAAACGAAGCCGAGUAUCAGUCGGGUGGCAACUGUCGGGCAUGUGCGUCGUCCCUUUUGCCUUUGUAGUCGCGCAUUGAGAUCGGACACAGAACGUUUUUGCAUGUACACACCGGUACGCGAACGAACGAGGGACAGUCUGCGAACAUGUGAUUUUGACAGAGAACACGGUACGUUUAGGCCAGCUAGAGCGUGCGUGAAAAGUGUAGUUCACCCUGGUCGGAUAUAUCGUCACCCCGUAGUAGCAGCAGCCUCGUUCGAGGGGGUGGAGAAUAAUGUUCUGAGUCGUGAGCCACGCACAUCAUGGUUGCUAAGCACUUCACGCAGGGUUCCAGCCCUGAGCUGGGUGUCCCAGAUAUGACAGUGAUCAGCGAUAUCGACGAGACGGGAAUCAAUCGAAAUCUCCAAGUCCGGUACGGGAGGGAUCAGAUAUAUACGUACACUGGAUCCAUACUGGUGGCUGUGAACCCGUACAAGGAGGUGGACUUCUACACUUACGAAUACGUGAAUCGAUACCAUGGACAGAAGAUGGGUUCUUUGGAGCCGCAUGUGUUCGCGUUGGCGGAAGCGGCGUACAGGUCUCUCCAGGACACAGAGAGCAAUCAAUCCUGCGUAAUAUCAGGCGAAAGCGGUGCGGGGAAAACCGAGACCACGAAAUUCAUCUUGCAGUACCUUUGCUCGGUGACCAGCAACGUUGACACGUGGGUGGAACAGCAAAUUCUCGAGGCGAACACCAUCCUCGAGGCUUUCGGAAACGCGAAGACGGUGAGGAACGACAACAGCUCCCGGUUUGGAAAGUUCAUGCAGGUGUGCUUCGACAGCAAGUGGAUGAUCAAGGGUUGCAUCAUCCAGGAUUACCUGCUCGAGCAGAGUCGUAUAACUUUCCAGAGCGGCGGCGAGAGGAAUUACCACGUGUUCUAUCAGCUAGUCGAGGCCGGGACCAGAGACAAGGAAUUCGCGGAACAAUACAAACUGAUGCCAGCCAGUCAUUACAAGUAUUUGAAUCAGUCGGGAUGCGUGAAGAUCGAUGGAAUAUUCGACAGCAAGAAGCUCGACGCUCUCAGGCUUGCGUUCAACGUAUUACAGGUCGCGCCGGAAAUGUGCGAGGGUAUUUUCAGAGUCCUCUCCGCGAUUCUCUGGUUGGGAAACUUAAGCUUCGAGGACGUGGACGGAGAGCGGUGCGAGUUAACUAAAGAGGACCUUGACAUCGUGAACACGGUGGCUCCUUUGCUCGGGCUCCAGGUCGAGGAUUUGACUAAGGUGGUGCUCAUCAGACAGAUAAAUGUGCGAGGCAACAUCACGGAGAUACCGUUGAAGGUGCAGGAAGCCCGUGAAAAUCGUCAUGCGAUGGCGAAGGCGUUGUACUCGCGGACGUUCGCCUGGCUGAUCAAUCACAUAAACAAUUGCACGAACCCUGGGCAAGACAGCUCGAGGUUUCUCGGCGUGUUGGACAUAUUCGGCUUCGAGAACUUCGCCGUCAACAGUUUCGAACAACUCUGCAUCAAUUACACGAACGAGAAGCUGCACAAGUUUUUCAAUCACUACGUGUUCGCGUUGGAGCAAGAACUCUACCGACAGGAAGAGAUCCAAUACUCCCAUAUCACCUUCACGGACAACACCAUGUGCCUGGAAUUAAUCGAGAAACCUCCACGAUGUGUUCUUAAGUUACUCACCGAGCAGUGCCAUAUGCCGAAAGGUUCGGACCUGGCUUACCUGACCAAUUUGCAUGCCGAAUUUGAGAGUCACCCGUGCUACGUGAAGGGCGACGAUCGACGAAAAUGGGAAACGGAGUUCGGCGUAAAACACUACGCAGGCUGCGUCACUUACACCGUCGAGGGAUUCGUGGACAAGAACCGCGAUGUGCAACAGGACGUGUUCUUCGACUUUAUGUCCAGGAGCACGAACGAGUUCGUUCAAGAGAUCACGGUCUAUCAAGAUCUCCUCGGGUGCACGGUGGCUCGCGCGAGCGGAAAUGCGACCACCAUGUCUCGCGGCACUUCGAAGGGCAAGCCGACCCUCUGCGAUUCGUUCCGCCACCAGUUGCAAGCUCUGGUCGACGUUCUUCAAGCCACUACCCCGUGGUACGCGAGAUGCAUCAAACCUAACAUGCAGAAGGUUGCGAAUCACUACGACGAGAAACUGGUUUUGGAUCAGCUGAAGUAUUUGGGAAUGUUGGACAUAAUACGAAUCAGGAAGGAAGGUUUUCCCAUACAUAUGCCGUUCAAUGAUUUCAUAGCGAGAUAUCGUUGCCUGGACAAAGGACGGGUGUCGCGAAUGCAGAACGAAAAAGAUGCUGUCAGAUGUUUGAUCAGUAAUCAAGGUAUACCGGAGACCGAAUGGCAGAUAGGCAACAGCAAAGUGUUUCUGAGGAGUUACGUGCACGAGCCGUUAGAAGAUUGUAGGAAUCAGAUGGUCACUAGUAAUGCUAUUAUGAUACAGAAAAUAUGGAGAGGGUUCAUUGUUCGUCGAGAAUAUAAACGCGUAAAGGAGGCUGCGUUAAAGGUGCAACACGCGUACCGAGGCUGGAAGCUGAGAAUAAUGUUCAUUAGGAAACGACGAGCGGCUAUCGUGAUACAGAGUCAUCUGCGCGGCGUGUUUGCGAGGGAGGUCGCGACAGCCUUGAGGGAAAUGAGGCGAGUAGACGAGGAGAUGAGGAAGAGGGAGAGAAUGGAGGAGGAGAGAAGAUUGAUGGAGGACAAGAAAGCUCUGGAAGAAAGUCAAAGCGCACAGUACAACGGUAUUGUCGGAAUGGAAGCCGGAAAAGCGCAGGAGGAAAUCGCGGCAUUAUCACAAAUGGCAGAACAAAUGAACUCGAAAAUGGCUGCAUCGGACUUGCAGUCCGUGGACUUGGACAAUUUGUUCUCCUUCCUGUCUGACGUCCAGUCGACGAAGGGUAAUCAGAUAAUAGAAGAAAUCGGCGAGCAAAUGGAUGAACUGAUAGAAGAUCUUGACGUGGAACUAGAAACCGUGAUCCAACAGGAGAUAGAGAAGAAUUCGAAAGCAGAGUCCAAAGCAAACACUCCUAAUGGACAGGAAGCACCCGCACCUCCUCAGCAAGCAUCGCAACAAAGAAUACCUGGCGCGACCAGUGGAAAAUUGGGUCAGCCGAGUCUUCCAGAGCCCACGGAGCCUCCCCCGCCUCCUCCGCCCCCUGCUACGAGUUUGACGAUGAAUGGUGACUCGUCUACCGACAACGGGGAGCCAAUAUACGAAUCCGUUUUACCACGUGACGAGAGUAGUCCGAGCAGUCCGAUUUUGGUGAAUGGAAAUUCCGGAUCAUUAGUCAACGGCGAAUCCUGUGGCUCGCCUCCGCCAGUACCGAACAAUAACGUGAUAAAAGAACCGAUAGCCGGAAGUCCACCUUCCAGACCAGAGUCCAGGAAUUCGAAUAGUCACCACUUGCAUCAUAAUCAUCAUCAACCGGUGCCUCAACAGCAGCAGAAUGGACACGAUCAACCACAGCAACCGUCGCAACAGUCUCAACAGCCGCCAGUGGAAAGGGAACAGAGACGGAAAUGCAGAGUGGAGCGUAAGCUUCAAGAACUGGAAGAUAAAAAGGAGCCUGACAACGAGGUCACUUAUCACGACAUCGUAGAAUUCGCGCAGAAUUAUUUCAACAGUCACGAGAGAUCGCCGGAAGGUACGAUAAUGGCUACGCUUACCAGGAAAUCUCGUGGGAAGAGCGUGGAGUAUAUUCCUAAGUACGAAAUGGUGACUUAUUACAAAGGAUCCACUAUACCGAAUUCGCACAUUCAUAUGUAUGAUCCUGAUAACGUGAACGUGGCUUGUUCGGUCUUCAGAGACCUUUGCAAGUACAUAAGAGGAGAGAUGAAGCUGGACCAAGAGAUAGCGACUAUUCAGAGUAUAAUUGGGUACGGAAUCGAGCGUGAAGAACUGAGGGACGAAAUUUUCGUACAAUGUAUGAGACAAGCCACUAACAAUCCCAAUCCUGAGUGGGCUGAACGAGUGUGGCUAUUGCUUUGUUUGGCAAUCGUCGCUUUCCAGCCGAGCAAACUGCUCUAUAAAUACUUCGUGUCUUUUCUGAGGAAGAAUUUGGCUCUCGAGGGAAAACUUCGUCAGUACGUACAAUGGUGCGUGGACAAUUGCAAAAACAUGAAGGUUUCGUGUAGACAGCAUCCGCCGUCGACGGUAGAGAUCGCCGCGAUGAGGCGAUUAGGCACCAUAGUUUGUCGGUUCUUCUUCCUGGAUGGCAGAACGAAAGCGAUCGAUGUACAUCCGACUGACACGGCCGCCGAUGCUGUUGCCAAAUUAGGUGAAAAAUUAGGGCUUCGAUCCCUGGAAGGCUGGGCGAUCUACCAAAGCAGACCGGACGGCGAGGAACACGUUAGGGCACACGAUUACCUGUACGACGUUAUUGCUGCUUGGGAAAUGAAACAGUGCAAGUUGAACACAGCGCAGUCGACCUUCUCAACGUUACGCCGUGGGAACAAUGCCACUCUGGGAAGCGGUGAUAAUCGAUUCGUGUUCAAACGGAGAUUAUUCCGAAACACACGCGAAAUAUCUCAGGAUCCUGUCGAAGUUAACAUGCUGUACGCUCAAGCCGUAUAUAAUGUCGUCAAGUGCGAUGACUUUCCAGUAUCGGAAAAAGUGGCGCUUCAAUUAGCAGGCUUGCAGGCGCAAGUCGCUCUGGGCGAUCCGAAGGAUAACGAUCGUUUAGAUUACUACAGCGAGGUAGACAGUUUCUUGCCUUAUCGAAUCAGUCGAGCCCGAGGAGACGAUGUUUGGGUGCCGAUAAUAGCUCAGGCGCACAGACAGUACGGCGCCGGCCGCAAGGAACUCGCAGCCAAGGUGUUAUACUUGUCUUGCGUGAUGCAGUACCCUCUCUACGGUACGACUAUGUUCAACGUUACUUAUCGAGGCUAUUGGUCUUACGGCAACCAGUUGAUUUUGGGCAUCAACUGCGACGGUUUGAUGUUGAUCAAACCGGACGACAAGUUUGUAUUGUCAGAGUACCGUUAUCAAGACGUGGAGAGCAUCAUGCUGGACCCGAGCGAUUCUUUUAUAACGUUGUCCCUUCUUCGGCAUAAUCCCGACAGCUCGCACAAGUGUUUCGUUUUCGAAACAGCGCAGAAGAACGAGAUAGGUAGUCUGAUUGUUAGUUACUGUCCGGCGUUGGCUGGCUGGAUUACGGAGAACGAGGUUCCUACUAAAAAAUUGAAGUGCAUCACUAACGAAGAUCGCAUUAGACUUUAUCACAACUUAGUUAAUUGUCGACGAACGCUGGUAGAUGCGGAGAUAUUGAGGAAGCCGCAAGACUCCGGGGGCGGUUUCUUGAGGAACACUUUGAGGAGAUUGUCCAAGCACAGAAUAGAGAAGCUCAGGCAGGAACACGGCAGCGCGACCGAUCAUGGUGAGACGUACAAAGGAUUCCCGUACGCGUAUUGGGCAUUUAGCAGGCAAGCCGUGCCUCAGAGUCUGUCGAAACUGCCUGAUCCCGACGAACAAGUUGCACUCAACGUGUUCCAAUUAAUUUUGACCUACGCCGGCUUAGGACAGAACGGUGACACCGUCCGCAGGGUAGAAGAUGAACACGUAAACUUGAUACAAACCGUGAUGGAACGCUGCAUAAGGAAGGAGAACCUGUUGGGUGAACUGUAUCUUCAAUUGAUCAAACAGACUACCGAUCAUCCUGAUCCCAACAGUCGGGUGAAUCUCAGGCAUUGGGCGUUACUAUCUCUGGCCUGUUCGGUGAUUUUACCCCCGCAGAAAGUAAUACGGAAAUACCUGAUAGCGCACUUGAAACGGUGUGCCAGUGAUUAUGUUACUGAGGAAGGGAAAUACGCGCGAUUCGCUGAAAAGUGCCUUUACAAGACGCAAGGCACCAGGCGGAGGCAAUGGCCGCCGAGCAGGGAGGAGAUUAUGUGCACGAUAAAUCGCAGGCCUAUUUAUGCGAGAUUCCAUUUCAUGGAUGGCCAGUACCACGCCGUCGAGUUCCAUCCAUCCGCCACAGCGAGGGACGUUAUGGAGAUUAUCAAGACGAAGAUUGGUCUGGAAGAAACCGCCAUGGGAUACGCUAUCUACGAGGUAUUAGGACCGACCGAACGAGCUCUGAUACCGGAAGAAAAGAUCGCUGACGUAAUGUCGAAAUGGGAGCGUUACAGAACGGCGAACGCACAACAGAAUCAAGCUCAGAGAAAACACGCACAUCACUUCUUCCUAUUUAAGAAACAUUUGUUCCUCGAUCAAUAUAUGAAUCUCGACGAUCCAGUGGAGAAGGAGCUGCUAUACCAUCAAGUGUUGCACGAUUUACGUGCCGACCGUUUCCCUAUCACCGAGAAAGAAGCUAUGAUGCUAACAGCUUUGCAAGCUCAAUUGGAGCUUGGCGAUUGUGAAGAUACCGUAUCGGAUCACGAAUACCGAACUAUAUCGAGUCACUGCCUACCACCAAGACUGGUUCCGAAUUUAUGCAUAGAAGGUGUACUUCAACACCAUCAAUCGUUACGAGGAAUGUCGCCGCCCGAGGCGAAGAAGGCUUUCCUGAAUCUAAUUCAAUCGUGGCCAUUGCACAGAGCCACGAUAUUCGACGUGAUGCAAUCGUUUACUUCGAACUGGCCACGCGUUUUGUGGCUGGCCGUCGAUCAGCAAGGUCUUCACCUUCUGGAACAUCGUUCCAGGAACACACUCUGUACCUAUGAAUACAGUAGUAUUCUCAGUUAUAGCCCAGCUGUUAGUUGUUUGAUGAUUAUUACUGGUACUGAUAAGAAGCAGAGCAAAGUUAUCCUUACGACAUCCCAGGCACAUCAAAUAGCGAAUUUAAUUCGCGAAUAUAUGGACGUGCUCCAAUCACCACCGGAGGUGCCGAAGAGAGAAUCGGCGAUAGCUCAGCAGAUAGCACAGCAGCCUAUCCAGCAACCACCAACCACCCUUUCGGCUACUGCCGGUGGUCGGAAAUCGCGACCUGCUUCGGUAUUACACAGAGGUGCUCCAGUGAUACAAUCGCAAGCUAGUUAAAAAGUUAGAUAACUCAUUAGGUAUGAUACCUCUCCUCAACCUGACACGUAAAAUAUUGCCUCUGUGCAUUCAACAUUAACGCUAGAAUAAGUAUACUUCACGUGAGUCUAUAUUACUUAUUUGUUAAUCGUUUUAUAUUUUCUCGACGAAUUAAUUUCUUAUGAUUACGUAAUUAGUGUGAAUUAUGUGGUACAACUAGAAUUGUCAGGUUGCGGUGAGAAAGUAUCUAUAUAAUUAUUAAUGCUUUAUUGGCAAGGCCUACCAAGCGAUGGAUCACCGUCGUAACGAGAGAGGCACUAGCCUAGACAUACUUCUUUCUUCCAGUAUUUAUUCUAUUUAGCUUAAAGCUCGAGAGACGUCGAAGGGAGAAGCAUCCGCGGAGAGGAAGAGAGUAAUCUAACGAAUAGAUUAACUGAUAACUGCCAUUUUACAAUUUCGAACGAGGGUUGUCAAAGAGUCAUUGAUUCCAUUCUUUCCAGUUGCCAUUAUCGUUGCCUUAUUUACGAGCGAUCGUCGGUGUCUUUUAUACAAGUCUUUUGCAAAGUAUACAGUAACGAACAAUCUUAAUGAUCAUCGAUACAAUCCCGGCGUAAGUAUUAAAUUCGAAGUGUAGGUGUCUUUUGGCAUAUCAUUUUUUGUAUCGUUCGACGGGUGAUUGCCGGACUUUUCGAUAUGACUUUAUUUGACCAAUAUUUAGAUUAAAAAAAAAGAACGACCAAUUUAUUGAAUCCAUAUUUUGACUUCUUUCCUGAUGUUAAUCACUCGAUUUAACGAUACAACAAUUAUACAUCAUUCUAUAAACGAUAUAAAGAAUCCCUGAUUCUACAUAUUGCAAUCGACGUUUCAAAGUAAUCUUGCGCAAAAUUCAACUACAGUUAUAUACGUAAUAAUUAUAUUUAGAUGCAAUAUUCCACAUAUGAAAUUUUACUCAACGUAUUAAUAAGCGAUUAAUGUAAAGACAAACAGACAACUAUAGCAAAGACAGAUUUGUUUGAUCCGUGUAUUGGGCAGGUGAACGAUCAUUUAAAUUUGAUUUCGAUCAGACAAUCCUUUCGCGUUACUGUCCUUUGCAUCAUAAAAUGAAUAACCGCGAGUAUAACAGGAAAAAGUAACGUUAAAUCCAAAAAUUGUUCCGCGCGAUCGCAUGGAUCGAAAUUGCGUCCAAAGAGAUUUUCUUUUUCUAAUCCCAAAGUCACUCGAUAUCUUGAUAUGUAAAUAAUAAUAAGUAACGGGAAGAUUCAAAUUCAAAUAACAAUAGAAAUCGUUCACAGGAUUCUCCAGUGUUCUGCGAUUGAAUUUUCACGUAAAUUAAAGAUAAAGUUCACUUAUAUACACGUACGAUAUUAUCUAAUUGUACUUGAACCCUUUGAAACACGAUCUUUCAUAACGUAGUACGAGUCUAGCAUAAAACGUUGACACUCUUUCGAAUCUACUAUUGUUCGAAGUUCGUAACGUAAAUAGAAGCGCAGUUAGUUUUUUGCUAAUAUUACUCUUUUUGAUAACGAGUACGUGCUCAACAGUUAAUAAAAACGGGACGCAGCCAAGAAAGGGUCAAUGCGUAAAGUGCGAAGUUCUUAUCCUGAGAACACUGGAGCUCGUACAAAAUACAUAAAUUAAUUCGGACCAAGUUUGCGUUUCGUCCCGAAGGCUCGACUAACGAAUCCUUUUGUACUCAAUAAUAACAGAAGACGAAUUAGCAACAUGGACACGAGCGCAAAACCGGAAGUACGAAACUCUUCCCGAAUAAGUAAAUCAACAGUAAAUUAUGCACGUGACAUGUGUAUUUAAGAUUUACUCACGUGAAUCGGAGCCUUCGUGGACGUUAACGUAAUCUUUUGAAUUCCACUUUUCAAUUGCGAUUUCCUUUCCGGAAGUUUGGCUUGUAAAGUUGUAAGAUUCAACGAGUGCAGAGACAGACUGUGAUCCGCUUCGGGUGUCCUUAGUCUUCGCGAGAGCUGUUUAACGAGUGAGACUUUGUCGUAACGUCGUAACUAUGUAAUUCGAACGAACAGGAGGUAAGACAUGCGCAUGUGAAAUUGUUAUGUGUGUGGGAAUGACAGAGAUAGCGAGAUAAUCAGGAGUCGAAGAAAUGGUGAGUGUAAACAUUGAAUAUAAUGAAACGAAGAUGUGAUUUCGCGAUGCAUGCAUGAUAUACUUAAGGGAAAAGGGGGGUCGAACAAGUACGCUGAUUCCCAUUAUGUGUAGCUUAAGCGAAAUAAAUUAUUGGUUGACGAUGUUUUA
Molecule: messenger RNA, 10987 nt
Organism: Ceratina calcarata
Lineage: Eukaryota; Metazoa; Arthropoda; Insecta; Hymenoptera; Apidae
Gene: Myo81F
Product: unconventional myosin 81F
Exons: 13
Coding region: 2078-8746 (2222 amino acids)
Biological process (GO): signal transduction
Cellular component (GO): myosin complex; cytoskeleton
Molecular function (GO): protein binding; cytoskeletal motor activity; ATP binding
Source: RefSeq, a predicted model, not a curated record